Oryza sativa Japonica Group (Japanese rice) is the source of this 1896-nucleotide messenger RNA. NCBI's taxonomy places the organism in Eukaryota, Viridiplantae, Streptophyta, Magnoliopsida, Poales, Poaceae. The record is from RefSeq and is a predicted model, not a curated record.
AUGGAUUCCAACCUCGCCGUGCUCCUCGCCAUCGUCGUCGCCGUCGUCUGCGUCGCGCGCACCACGCCACCGGCGUUCGCGCAGACGGUGCAGGUGUGGUCGGAGUGCUCGCCGCAGAACUACACCGCCGGGAGCGCCUACGGCACGAGCCUCCGCGGCGUGCUGAAGGACGUCGUCGACGCCGCGGUGUCCGGCGGUGGAUACGCGGUGGCCAACGACGCCGGCGGCGCCGCGCACGGCCUCGCCAUCUGCUACGCCGACGCGCCGCCGGAGGUGUGCCGGCUCUGCCUGGCCAUGGCGGCGGGCAACCUGUCGCUCGCCUGCCCGCGCGCCGUGGGCGGCGCCAUGCUGUACAACAACUGCCUGCUCCGGUACGCCGGCGGCGCGCCGUUCCUGGCGCGGCCGGACAUGGCCCAGGAGUUCUCGUUCUACAACCCCAACAUGACGAGCGCCGGCGACGCCGCCCAGUUCGGCGCCGCGCUCAGCCGGCUCAUGGACCGCCUCGCGCUCGCCGCCGCGUCGUCGUCGUCGUCUUCCCGUGGCCGGCGGUUCGCGUUCGGGCAGACGAACAUCACCGGCGACGGCGGCGACAGCCUCUACGCGUUCGUGCAGUGCGUCGACGACCUCUCGCCGGACGACUGCCGCCGCUGCCUCCAGAGCAUCGCGGCGUCGCUGCCCAUGACGAGAGGAGGGCGUGCCUACUCGCUGACGUGCUACACGCGGUUCGAGGUGGUGCCGUUCUACAGGCCACCGACCGCGACGAACCUCGUGGUGGUGGCGUCGACGGCGCCGGCGCCGGAAUCGGCUUUGCUCCCCACGGAAUCAAGAGUUUCAACUGUUGCAGCCAGUCUCUUGGUCAUAUCUUGCUUCAUUGUUGUGAAAAUUCGUAAGAGUGGAAAAUUUCAGUUGAGGAUCAUUGGAAAGAACUCCAAUCCUAAGGAAAAUAUUGAAGAGCUACUUGAUAACUAUGGUUCACUAGCGCCCAAGAGAUACAAGUACUCACAACUAAAGGAUAUGACGGGAUCUUUCAGUGAGAAGCUAGGAGAAGGUGGCUAUGGAAUGGUAUACAAAGGUACUUCACCUGAUGGCCACUCUGUUGCUGUGAAAUUUCUCCAUGAUUUGACAAGGAAUGGAGAAGAAUUUGUAAAUGAGGUUAUCAGCAUUAGAAGGACUUCCCAUGUUAAUGUGGUUACACUUGUUGGUUUUUGUUUGGAGGGAUCCAAACGAGCUCUUAUCUAUGAAUACAUGCCUAAUGGAUCAUUGGAAAAAUUCAUUUAUGCUGAAAAUUCAAAAACAACACUAGGAUGGGACAAACUUUAUGAUAUAGCAGUGGGCAUUGCCAGAGGCUUGGAGUAUUUGCACCGAGGUUGUAAUACACGCAUCAUACACUUUGACAUCAAACCUCACAAUAUCCUACUUGACCAUGAUUUUGUCCCAAAAAUUGCCGACUUUGGCUUGGCUAAGUUAUGCAAUCCGAAGGAAAGCUACCUUUCAAUGGCCGGUAUGCGAGGAACAAUUGGGUUUAUUGCACCAGAAGUAUUUUCAAGAAGAUUUGGAGUUGUUUCAACUAAGUCAGAUGUCUAUAGCUAUGGAAUGAUGCUUCUUGAGAUGGUCGGGGGAAGGAAGAACUUGAAAGCAAGCGUUGAUAACCCAAGCGAGAUGUAUUUUCCGGACUGGAUUUAUAGGUGUUUGGCAGAUGUUGGAAGCUUGCACUCGUUUGACAUGGAACAUGAAACUGAGGAGAUUGCAAGAAAAAUGGCCUCAAUUGGCCUGUGGUGCAUACAAGUAUCACCUAGCUCUCGCCCUACGAUGAGCAAGGUUUUGGAGAUGUUUGAAAGAAGUGCUGAUGAACUUGAGAUACCACCAAAACAUUGUUUUUACUCAGCCAUACAGUAA